This is a messenger RNA of Erythranthe guttata (spotted monkey flower), 802 nucleotides long. RefSeq names its product NADH dehydrogenase ubiquinone 1 beta subcomplex subunit. The record is from RefSeq and is a predicted model, not a curated record. Lineage: Eukaryota; Viridiplantae; Streptophyta; Magnoliopsida; Lamiales; Phrymaceae.
GUAGCUGGUUCAGUACUUCUUAACACACAGCACCCCCAAUUCGGCAUCAAUCUUCCUCAGCUUCCCUUCACCAUUACCAAUUUCGAAGUAGAGAAAUUCUCUCUCUAUCUCAUCAGUUAAUUUUGACGAAAACAAAAACAAUUUUGUAAAAAUGGCAGGAAGACUGAGCCACGUGGCAUCCCGGAUCAUGGGCGGUAACGGCGUUGUUCAACGCUCCGUCGCCACCUCUCUCCGGCAGCGAUCCGGCAUGGGUCUCCCCGUCGGCAAACAUCUCGUACCAGACAAGCCCCUUCCAGUGAACGAUGAACUUGUGUGGGAUAACGGAACUCCAUUUCCAGAACCUUGCAUCGAUCGAAUUGCCGAUACUGUUGGAAAGUAUGAAGCAUUGGCUUGGCUGUGCGGUGGGUUGAGUUGUUUCGCGGGCCUCGGGUUAUUAGCUGUGUGGAAUGACAAGGCUUCCACAAUUCCAUUUGCACCGAAGGUGUACCCCUACGACAACUUGAGAGUUGAGCUCGGUGGAGAACCCUAAAGUUGCUUGCUGCAAAUAGAUGUUCGCCUCUCUCGUAUUCUGUUCGAUUAUCUCAAAUUGUGUAACAAUGGAAGGUUCAUAUGAUGUUUUUCCGAACCAGGUAGCUUUGAAUAAGUAAAACCUCGCCCAUAAUAAUUCCUGGUUUUGUGUUGUACUUUGUUUUUUUCCUUACAUAAUUGCAAGGAGCAUAUAGAUUUCUGUUUUAUGUUGUCCUUGAUAUUUUCCAAAUCUACAAGCUUUUAGUAUUUUUUAAAUAGACAAUUUUUUUUUUUU